Solanum pennellii is the source of this 946-nucleotide messenger RNA. RefSeq lists its product as uncharacterized. Bases 15 to 821 code for a protein of 268 amino acids. The record is from RefSeq and is a predicted model, not a curated record. NCBI's taxonomy places the organism in Eukaryota, Viridiplantae, Streptophyta, Magnoliopsida, Solanales, Solanaceae. The transcript is spliced from 3 exons.
UGAAACACAAACUAAUGAACUCCUCAACUAUAUGUACAAAUGCAUUGAAUAGAAGAGGUAAGGCAAGAAAUAAAGUUAAAUCAAGAAAAAGUAUGACUUGUUUUUUUCCAUAUAAUAGCAGAAACUUGGAUACAAGUUUCUUCAUAUUUAGGCCAACAAUAGUGAUUGUGGAUGAUGUUGUGGAAGCUAUCAAGCAUUUCUCUUUUUCUACUCAAAAUCUUGGAUGUGUACAAAGUGCUAUUUUUAGAAGCAUUCAUGGGAAUAUGAUAGUAUGGUAUGGAGCAUGGAUAAAGAGAUGUAUUGAGAAUAAGGAUUCACUGGCUACAACUCUUGUUUCAAUGUUAACAAGUGUAUCAAGCAUAGCAAUCCUACUAGAAUAUGGCUUUUUUGAUGCAUAUGCUGGAGAAUCAAAGGAUCAUUCACCCGCUGGGAAAUUCUACACAGGGAACAUUGUUUCCAUGAACUCUGCCUCUUUCUCCCAUCACGACAUGCCUAUCGAAGACUUUACAUACGCAUGCUUAGCCAUUUUUAAGGACCGCUUCCACAACAUGAAUGGCGCUGUUUCUGGGGUUUGCUUCAAGUCCCAACAACUAUCCAAAGUAGCCGCGGUUUUCGUCUGGAAAUCCUUACAAUGUUGCUACAAUUACAUAUUGAAUCAAGAUUCUAGGAGUGUUCUUCCUUAUUUUGAUGGCUUUUCACUAGAUUUAAAAUAUGAUGUGUUUAAAGUUGUUUAUGUUAGUGGAGAUAGUGCCUUAAAUUUUCAUAUUUUUCCUCCACACAAGAUGUUGGAGGACAAACAAGGGUUGCAUAAGGAUUAUUAGCUCUUAGUAGUAUGUAUUUACUAAGUAUUGGGUAUAUGUAGAUAGAGACAUGUGGAUCAUGCACGCCUUCAAUUUUGGUAUGUAAUUCAUAAUUAUAUUAUGAGGAAAAUGAAAUUUUACUUUUA